CAAACAACCAUAUUAACAUUCACAACAGCGCAGCACACGCCAUGGCAACAUUCACUUCCAGCAUUAGGCCCUCCACGCACGCACGCUUUUUCUUUUUUUUUUCCUUUCCCCCCUUCUUCCUCUUUCAUUUCCAUGUUUCUCCCACGUCUACGUUCUCCCCUUGUCCAUGUCUGUUGUUCUCUUCUUCACCGUUUCAUCUCUCACCACGUGACGUCUCUAGCCCCUACCACCAGCACCUGCACGUUGAGCAAAGAACAUUGUGUUCGAGCUCACAGUCUCUCACUUUGGUAUCCUUUCUUGAAAGACAAAGAUAUCUGUCAUUUUCAUCAUGUCCUCCCAGAAGAGAUCGUUGCCUUUCCGGCCCUCGAAGCGUCCAUCCAAACGGACGGCGAGGAAUCGUCGAAGCAAUGACGAUGACGCUGAGGAAGUAUUCAAUUCUCCGUACCAGGAUCCUAAUAUUCCUGAGAUUGUUAGGUCUCAGUUGCCGUCAGGUGGAAGGGCAUCUCGUACGCAACUGGCGUGGCAUCUGCCGCCGAUGCAUACCCUUGACGACAUCUAUAAGUCGAUCACAGGGGUAGCGUUGAAGCUCGGAUUUGAUCGCGCCUUGUCUCAUUUGGGAGCAAGGCCUUUGCGUGUUGUCACUGUCUGCUCGGGGACUGAGAGUCCACUUCUGGCUCUUGAGAUGGUACAAAAGAAUCUUCGUGAACACUUCAAUAUGUCAUUUGAAUUUCACCACCUCUUUAGCGCCGAAAUCGUUCCCUUCAAGCAGGCGUAUAUUGAGCGAAAUUUCCAUCCCCAGUUUAUCUUUCGUGAUGUAGAGGAGCUCAAGGACCGGGUCGCACAAACGGCCUAUGGGUCUCUAGAGAAGAUCCCUAAGAAUCCCGACAUCCUGAUUGCCGGCUUUUCCUGUGUGGACUUCUCGACGCUGAAUAACAAGCGAAAGACAUUGGAUCAGAAAGGCGAAUCCGGAGGCACCUUCUGGGGAAUUGUUCGCUAUGCCGCGACCUACAGGCCUCGCUUGGUCAUUCUAGAAAAUGUAAGGACCGCCCCGUGGGAGAAGAUCAAACAGCACUGGGACGAAAUCAACUAUGUCGCCACCUACGUGGAUGUCGACACGAAGGCUUUUUAUCUCCCCCAGACGCGUGAACGAGGGUAUAUGUUCUGCGUGGACAGAGAGGCCAUGAGGAAGCAGAAUCUGUCCGAUUCCGACAUGAUGGGUUGGGCGCAGCUUGUUGGCGACUUCAAGCGUCCUGCAAGUUCGCCGGCGGGUAUGUUCCUUGUAGGUGCCGACGAUAAGAGAUUGGAACAAAUCGAAAAGGACAUGUCGACCCGGAUGAAACCCUCUCGGACCGCAGUCAAUUGGGCAAAGUAUCAAGUCCGUCACCAAGGCUACCGCCUGAGCAAUGCCCUCGGGCAUAAGCGCCCAGUGAGCAGGUCCCAGGACGACGGUACGUGCGAGAUGCCAGACUUUAUGUGGCAAGCGUGGGUCAAGUCCUUACCGGAGCGAAUCUGGGACACCUUGGAUAUGAACUUCUUGCGCAAGCUCGUCGAAGGAUAUGAUAUGCACCACAAGGAACGAUUUAUCGAACUCUCUCAGGGUGUCGAUCGCGAGGUAGAAAUACGUGCGUUUGGCAUCCUUGGCUGCAUCACUCCCUGUGGCAUCCCAUUUCUCACCACAAGGGGAGGACCACUCUGUGGCCUUGAAUCACUUGCACUGCAAGGCUUGCCACUCGAAAGGCUUCUCCUGACUCGAGAAUCUCAGCGCGAACUGCAAGACCUUGCAGGGAAUGCGAUGAGCUCGACCGUCGUUGGCGCAGCAGUCCUCGCUGCAUUGAUUGUUGGAUACAAGGUUCUGAAGAGAGGGGACCAGUCUGCAGCUCACAAUGUUCGUAGCACAAAGCACAAAGGCAUCACACCUCAGAGUGGACACAAGAUGACACCAAAGGACAUACACCUCUGCGAUAUUGCUCACCUUGAUGUCUUGGAACUUCAAGACCAGGCCGCUAGUAGCGCAAGGUAUUGUGUCUGUGAGAGACAAACCGCCAUCAGAGCGAGUAUCUUGAAAUGUACCUUGUGUCACCACACAGCCUGCUCCGAGUGCGGCGGCAAUCCGGCACAUGCGUACGAGCGUUGGAGCAGUCUCAAACGAACGAAACCCUUGGAUUUUGUCAGUCGGCUGAGGCGUAGUCUGCCGGCUAGACUGGUGGUGUCUGGCCUUUCUCGCGACUGUUAUACCGGCUUGAUCGGGGCUGUAGCUGAUAAUCUCCCUUCAGAGGUCGCGGACCACUUUUUGGAAGCAAUUGCUUUGGCCAUUGGUGACGAACUCCGGCUAUUGGACAUCAAACGGAGUGAAGUCUGGACCGUCCAUUAUGAGGGCGCACAUUCCGCUCUGCACUUGGUCAUUGGUGAAACUGGCAUGAGUUGGCUCUUUUUUGCAAAGCCGUCCGACUCCGCUCCCACUUUGUGUAUGAUCCGAGAGAUUCUGUCAAAGCCGAUUGCUCGCAUGACAUCUGGAUCCAGUUCUUUCUUGGAUGGCAAUUGGGAGGUUUGUGCGCCGCUGAGUUCCAAGCGAACGCUGUACUUCUCCGGAGUGGGACCGCAAGUCCCAUCAUACGAAGCGAGAUGCGGUCUUCAGCUAGACAAAUUCGUGGAUUCCAAAUCUUGGACGCACAUUCAGGUCGAGGGAUCGGAUGAGGCAGUGGUAGGUCUGGGGGUAGAUGUCCGUGGAAUUUAUGAUUCUCUGCCAGAUUGCGGAACGGCAAAUGCAUGCUUGCACAAGAGGUCGGCUCGCAACGAUGGUCCUCCAGUGUAUCUAUUCCUCGAUCCGACAAAGCUGGGGGCUCCGAAAAAUGACUCUUUCGUUUUCGCCUGGGAGCAUCGGCGUGUUCCGGGAUACACCACGAGGCUCACCAUUGCGGAAGUGUCCCAUACAUGGCGCUCUGCCAAAGCCACCGAGGACCCGAGGCCGGUGGACGUCUAUUUUCGCCAAUGGAUGCAGGUGCCAGCCAUGGCUUUGAAUCCCUAUGCCCCGGCCGCCCCCAUCCCCUGCUAUCAGCUGGAUACGGAGAACAGUAUUUCCAUUGGCCGCUCGGGAUGCCAGGAUGCCAAUAUCACCUUGCUUCAGUUCAAGCCCCCCACGACAGCCCUUGAGACAGGGUGGAAGGACGGUUCGUGGCAAGUCAUCAACCCAACCGACUCACCUUCCUCGCUGAAGGAUUUCGGCUGGCUGUUGCAAAAAGCGGCCGACGUCUGGGAGUUUCAAGACUGGAAUGAGGUCGCCGAGACCCAGAGCCUGACUAAAAGCGCAGAGUCGGAAUGUGCCUGCGUGCCAUUGAAGCCACGGAUUCUGUGGGGGCGAGACCGACGGGGUUGGAUCAAAGCAUAUGAGGAUCCCCACGAUGCCGCACUUUAUGCUCGCCAGGUCAAGGCAAAGCCGCCCGCGUUUCUGAUCUUUCGUCGAGUCGAUGACCAAGGAGUUGGUGACCUGCGCGUCACCCUCAACGUGCAAACGCUGCUACACCAGGCCUACGAUCGAUUAGUUCGUGACAAUAUUGCGAAAGGAGUAUCAUUUCAAUGGCGCCUGAUCCCUAACUCAUAUGACACCCGGAAUAUCUCCUUCCCCAAAUUCGAACUGGGGAGUAACCGGAACGACUCGCCAUAUGGUCAGCCACCGGGGUUCCGUCUAGAACUGCGGCCAGAGCAACUGCGGUCUUUGGCUUGGAUGAUCCAGCAAGAGGACGACAAUAUUCUGCCAUUCAUGGAAGAAGAGAUCGAGGAGGCGCUUCUUCCCUCACUGAUGUGGCGCGCUGAGGGACGGGUGACCGUUCCCAAAACCGUGCGGGGAGGCAUUCUGGCCGACGAUGUCGGGUAUGGCAAGACUGCCAUCACUCUGGGCCUGAUCGACUCCUUGCAGGGGAGAGAUCAACAAUCACUUUCAGAGGUCCCCGAAGGCUUUAUUCCCACGAAGGCCACCCUCAUCGUUGUACCUCAUGUCAUGCUGCAGCAGUGGCAGGCCGAAGUCGCUAAAUUUCUGGGCGGCAAACUCAAAGUCUUGGUGUUCAUCUCAGCGGCGUCCUUCAAAAGGACCUCGAUCAGGGACGUUCUGCAGAGCGACAUUAUCUUGGUUUCUUGGGCGCUCUUUAACAAUCAGGGAUAUUACGAGAAGUUGCAAAGGUUCACGGGCACGCCUCGGGUUCCGAGAGCCGCGGGCCGGAAUUUCGAUGCGUGGUUCAAGGAGGCCCAGGCCGCUCUAAGGGACCAGGUCAAGAUCUUGACGAGCCAUGGUCCUACUGCACUGCUCGAUUCAAUCCGCCUCAGGCGGCAGGAUGUUCAAAAUGCCCAGUCCAGUUCCACGUAUUUCCCGUCGAUGCGUCUGAGAGGCAAGAAGUACGUCGAGAGUAACCGGGGGUGGGAGUCCGUCACCAAAGAUGGCCUGCCUUACGCAGAUGUAUCUAGCGAUGAGGCAUCGGAGCCAGAAGACGAACCCGACGCUGAGACGCUGAGGGUGAAAACGGACCAGUGCCUCAAACUUCGGCCAGGAAAGCCUUCGGGAGCGAUGGAGAUGGUUGAUUCAGACGGUGAUGAAACUCAGUAUGAGGAUUCCUCUAGGGAAGCAGACCAAGUUCGACCUGCACCUGUCCGCAAAGUAGGUGGCCAGAAGAGGAAAACGGGCGACUCGGCAGCUGGGAAAAAAGCUGAAAAGGCGUGGGAUGAUCGGAAAGAGUUCAACAUCGGCAAGGGCAAAGAUCAAAGUUGGGAGACUGUCCGGACCCCUCUCCUACAUGCAUUCUCUUUCAACCGUCUUAUUAUCGACGAGUUCACAUAUGCAAAUCCGGAGAGACUCAAUCCCCUUCUUGCCCUCCAGGCGCGGUCCAAAUGGGUUCUGUCAGGAACUCCACCGUUGAACGACUUCGCGGACGUGAAUACGAUAGCCCCGUUCCUCGGAGUCCAUCUCGGCGUGGACGAGGACGAUGUGCAGUCCCAGAAUAAGCGCCUCAAAAUCCUAUGUAAACAGCAAUCGGCUGCCGAGAAGUUCCAGUCCUUCCGAGCACCCCAUAGUGAGGCGUGGCAUAGCCACCGCCAUGAGAUCGCCCAAAGAUUCUUGGACCGGUUUGCACGAAAGAACGUGGCCGAGAUUGACGAAAUUCCCUCUUCGGAGCACAUCGUUCUGAUACACGCGUCCCCUGCGGAGCGAGCAAUCUACCUUGAGCUGUACAAGCAGUUGAUGACAUACAACCGUCAGCUCCGUCGAGGCAGACGGGGUAGAUUCAGCAGUGACCAGGUCGAGCGACUGGACGAGAUCAUUGGUAGCAGCACGACGGCCGAAGAGGCGUUGCUCAAACGCUGCUCAUCCCUUGCCCUUCAGGGUCGUUGGGAUGAUAAUGGACGGCCUGAAAACACGACGUGCGCCUCUCUGAUCGCUACCCGGGAAAAGCAGCUAGACGAUCUCAGAAGCGAUCUCAUGAUGAAAUUGAGAUUGGCAGCAUUUGUUUACUGUGAUUGCGAUCUGAGACAUGAAGCCUUCCAUAAGUUUAUCGAGAGCAUUGCCAGGGACGACUUCGGUGACACGACUGUUACCCAAGAAGUUUAUCUUCUUGUCAAGACAGCGCUCCUCACGUCGAGCGCCGAUGAUUGGAAGUUUUUCUUUGCCGCCCCUGAAGAGCAACUGUCUGAUACCGAGGACACGUCUGAUGAAGAAGCCCAAACUACCUCGGAAGCAGAAAGUGAGAACGAGAUUGAGUCGGUAAAAGACGAAGAGCUCGCUUCUCCUGCUGCGAAAAGGACGAGAGUGGCGAUCGGCCAGAAUCAGGCAAGCCAAAGCCACAAAUCCAGUGGAAGCAAUGGUCCUGGAAAGGAUGAGAGCAAGAACAGCGAGCUGCCCAAGAGGCCUAGUGACCCGGACGACUUCGAGCCAAUCUUAAAAGACAUCACGACAACCAUCCGAGAUCUCAUAGUGGAAUGGAUUCUGCGCGGACGAGCCCUCCGAUUCCUGAAAACUAUCCAUCUCGUACAGACCGGCACCGAGGUUGGCCAAUGUGAUAGCUGCUGCUGUGAACUGGAAACGGUCGAGAACAUGAAUGUCCUGGGCUCUUGCGGCCAUGCGCUUUGCACGGAAUGCAGCGCACAAACAAUGCUGAUGGAAGAAUGCGCCGUUCAGGGAUGUCGGGGCUCUGGCAAGCGAUUCAAUAUCAUCAAGGCAUCCACGCUCGGACGGAAUGAAGUGGACAGGGGGUCCGAUUUCGGAGGAAGCAAGAUGGACGGAAUGAUCGAGAUUGUCCGCAGCAUUCCCUCGAACGAACGAGCCUUACUGUUCAUCCAAUUUCCUGAGCUAAUGGAAGUAGCAUCCAAAGCUCUAGACCUGGCGGGCAUCAAACACGCGGCGAUUUCGGCCACGGAUCGCAGGUCGGCGCAGAAAAUUGAAAAGCUGCAAAGGACAAGCUUCGGAGAUGACAAGGUGUUGAUAUUGAAUCUCGGAAGCGAAAUGGCAGCAGGGUUGAAUCUCCAACGUGCGAACCAUGUUAUCUUUCUGUCGCCUAUGCUCACGCAGACUCAAUAUGAUUGGGAAUCUGCCAUGACCCAAGCCAUCGGACGGUGCCGAAGGUACGGACAAACCCGACACGUCCACAUCUACCAUCUAUUGGUCAAAGGGACCAUGGACGUCAACAUCUUUCAAAGCCGCCGUGAGAAAAUGCUAGUAGAAAGAGAUGGCGAGGCGGUGCUAGUGGACCCGAACGAAGCUUCCAAAAUCGAAGCCAUCAGCUUUCCUCGGGGUCGCACUACAGCUGCACAUAGUGCGACCCCGGGGCACUUGCAGAAGGUUGAUUGGGAAGGAAAAGAGACGUCAGAGUUCUGGCAGGAACCUGCCGCUCUUAUAAGUCUGUGA
This is a messenger RNA of Aspergillus ibericus CBS 121593, 6883 nucleotides long. RefSeq names its product putative SNF2 family helicase. The transcript is spliced from 6 exons. The coding region runs from base 329 to 6883 and encodes 2184 amino acids. Gene Ontology annotation, molecular function: methyltransferase activity; ATP binding; ATP-dependent chromatin remodeler activity. The record is from RefSeq and is a predicted model, not a curated record. Lineage: Eukaryota; Fungi; Ascomycota; Eurotiomycetes; Eurotiales; Aspergillaceae.